ACACACUUGAAGCACAAAGAAAUACAGAAUAAAGAGCCUUGUAUUAUCACGAGGCAACAGCUAGAAGAGAAAAGGCUGGCUUUAUAUAAUGGUGAACAUCGAUCAGUUAUAAUCCUAAAUAAUCAAAGCCUGGAAUUUUCCUGUGCUAUUGGUUACACUCCCAUAAAGCCAAGUUUGAGGACAUGUGUGGAUGGGCACACGGAUCUCCCAACCUGUAUCUCAGGGGAAGUAGGAAAAUGUGGACCAUCUCCAUCUAUAAAUAAUGGAGACAUCCUCUCCUUCCCAUUAGCUGAAUAUGCUCCAGAAUCAAGAGUGGAGUACAGAUGUCAAAAAUUUUAUGUGCUACAGGGUUCCCAAUUUGUAAUGUGCAAAAAUGGAUUCUGGACAAAUGAACGAAAAUGUCUAGAGGCAUGUAUAGCAUCAAAAGAAAUGAUGAAGAAAAAUAACGUAGAAUUCAGAUGGGUAGGCUCUGAAAAACUUUAUUCAAGAACAGGAGAAGAAAUUGAAUUUAUUUGCAUGAGGGGAUUUCAUAGAGCUUCAAUAUCACCUCCAUUUAGAGCAAGAUGCCUAGAAGGAAAAAUCAAUUAUCCCAGAUGUAUAUAACAGACCUUUUUCACUGUGCUACAGAAAUAAUGAAGGACAAUGCCAUCAGCUAUAUCUUACCACUGUUUGGAAAUGAUGACUUGGAACAAAUGCUCAGCCUCAAUCUGCAUGAUUUGAUCACUUUCUACUUUGUGAUAAAUGUUUUGAUUUAAUUGUAUUCACACAGUUUGGUCCAUCAUUCAUUCAACUUACUUCUGACUUAAAAAUGUUCAUCUUUUAAACUGUCAAUGGUGAAACAGUUAAGAAAAAGUCACUAUGUA
Messenger RNA from Phascolarctos cinereus (koala), 863 nucleotides. Lineage: Eukaryota; Metazoa; Chordata; Mammalia; Diprotodontia; Phascolarctidae. The record is from RefSeq and is a predicted model, not a curated record.